AACACUGUCCCUCACACACCGCGCCACCACCAUGCGUACUGACGUUGUUGUUGUUGAGCUCCGGUUGUUAUGGCUGAGGAGAGAGGCCUCGGAAUAGACUAGAGUGCGGAGGAUCCCCGCCGGACCCUCGGACCCCCUCGGCUCGGCUCCCCGGGACCUCGGCCGUCGCCAUGGACGGCAUGGACAUGGACGUGGACGCGGAGCUCAUGCAGCGUUUCAGCUGCAUGGGCACCACGGACAAGGACGUCCUCAUCUCCGAGUUCCAGAGGCUGCUGGGCUUCCAGCUGAACCCGGCCGGCUGCGCUUUCUUCCUGGACAUGACCAACUGGAACCUGCAGGCUGCGAUCGGUGCAUACUACGACUUUGAGAGCCCCAACGCCAACGCCCCGGCCAUGUCCUUCGUGGAGGACGUGACGAUCGGGGAGGGGGAGUCCGUCCCCCCAGACACAGCGUUCACUAAGACCUGGAGGAUACAGAACACGGGCGCCGAGUCGUGGCCGACCGGUGUGUGUCUGAAGUACAUCGGCGGGGACCAGUUCGGCCACGUCAACAUGGUGCUGGUCAGGUCCCUGGAACCCCAGGGGAUGUUUGACGUCAGCGUGCAGAUGCACAGCCCCGCCGCCCCGGGCAUGUACCAGGGCCAGUGGAGGAUGUGCAACGCCACCGGACUCUUCUACGGAGAUGUGAUCUGGGUGAUCCUGAGCGUGGAGGUGGGCGGUCUGCUGGGCGUGACGCAGCAGCUGUCCUCCUUCGAGACGGAGUUCAACACGCAGCCACAGCGCCACCCGCAGGGCGACUUCAACCCCUUCGCCUCGCCGCAGAAGAACAAGCACCACCACCACCACCACCACCACCACCACCACCAACAGGACGGGGGCGGCGGCGGGGGCGUGGAGAGGACGGGGCUGAAGGACGGCGGGGGCGGGGGGGGCCCCUGGGAGACGGGGCCGGGGCCCCUCGGGACGGAGCCCAACGGGGUGGACCUUCAGAGCAGCCGGUCCCCGGGAGUCACCUACGGACAGGGCGUCGGCGGGCCCUUCCCCUCCGGACAGAGCUAGGAGCACGGGGGCCCCCCAACAGGGCGGGGGGCCCGGAGGAAGAGGAGAGGUGCGGCGAGCGGAGGAGGAGGAGGAGGAGGAGGAAGAGGAGGAGGAGGAGCGUGUUGACCCGAGGCAGGGUGAAGGGACAGUUGUCCUCUAUUGACUCUGUGACAACACCCAACCCUCCCGGGACCCCUAAGAGCCCCCCCCGGGGCCCCCCCCCAACAGAGACACGAGCCACGGCUACACAGACACCCAGACCUCCUCUGUGGGCGCCUGGUUUAUUUUAGGGGGGGGGUUUGAACCCCAAGGGGAGACGUCUCGGACUGCAGCUUUCUUUAUGUUUCCGCGGUGGGGUGUGAAGUUUAAAAUAUCCCAAACGCGACCGUCGACACCUCUGAGACGGCACCGGCCGUCCGAAGAAUGGACCUUCCUGAUUGGCCGCGGUGUGCCUGGUGGUGAGCUGUGAUUGGUGCUGUCUCUGGGGAGCGGUGUGUGAUUGGCGGUUCAGAGGGGAUGGUGGUGGGUUGGACACGCAUCAUCAAACCAAGGUUGACUCAAGGUGGAAAUGAAUGAGUGAAUGAAUGAAGCCGCAGCGAAGGCGAGAUGUUUACGGACCGUGCCGCUCGUUGAGGUACGGUCAGCGCUCUGACGUCAUCAGGCAGUGGAUGACAUCACACCGUCAGCGCUGUGACGCCAUCAGGCAGUGGAUGACAUCACACAGUCACAUCCCAGCGUGGUUGAUCACCAGAAGCUGAUUGAUGAUUGUUUUUACCGGGUUUUCGUUUGGCGUUAGGUGUGUGUGUGUGUGUGUGUGUGUGUGUGUGUGUGUGUGUGUGUGUGUGUGUGUGUGUGUGUGUGUGUGUGUGUGUGUGUGUGUGUGUGUGUGUGUGUGUGUGUGUGUGUGUGUGCGUGUGUGGACGCUGGGGGGACUGGUAGGUUAAAACAAAGCCAUCUAAAUCUAUUUUGCCGGGGUUCAGAUUUUAAGUGGGUGAAUCGCUGUCUUAAGUCUAUUAAAUGCGUGCGGGUAUGGACUUGUUAAGUAUGAGUCAUGUAUUUUUUUUGGGCUUAACUGACAAAACGGUGUGUGCUUAAUUCACAAAUGUUGUAUCUGUUCAGAAAAACGUGUUACAUUUAAGAGAGAUUCAAUGGGCAUGUAUGUCGUCAGUAUUGUUCAGUAAUUUGUCACUAAGUCAUUAAUUCCCCCAGAGUUAAUUUAUUAUACCCUUCACUUAAAAAAAUACAAAUAUCCACACAGCCAGCAGGUGGUGCUAUUAUUCAAGUCACGUGUCAAUCAGACGUCAGAGAGAAAAUAAUGCAAUUUUUUUUUUGGCCUGUAUGUCUAAGUAGAAAAUAUGAGGCUUUUUAAUCACAAACUUUAGAACUGCUACUGCUAUUUGCACAACGCUGUAUGUCACCUGUGAUGGUAAUCACUGGUGCUGUGUGUGUGUGUGUGUGUGUGUGUGUGUGUGUGUGCGCGCGUGUGCUGGGGACGGGUAUGUUACAUGCAUGGUUCAGACGGCUCUUCUAGUCAUAAGUCCAGGACUACCCUGGAUGACUUUACUCCUGGACUUUUGACUCUUAAGUGGCCGAAGAAUAUAUUGAAUGUCUUAUCUUCACCAAAACAAUUUCCAAAUAUUAGAUUUUUUCUUCUGUGUUGCCUGUGGGUAGUGAAGGUUUUAGAAGGAGGUCCGUGUCAAGGCACUUGCCUAAACUCCACGUCUCCAUGGGAAAUGCCGGUUGGCUUGUGGGUUGCUGGUGAGAUCCCCACCAGUGAGUGAACCGAUCCCACACCUCAGCCCACACUGUCCGUGCACGUCUUAGUAACGCACGGCAACGUUAGCUGAUCCGAUUUGCAUAUCUUCGUCGAUAGGCCGCUUUGAAGACCAGCCUAAUGAGCGCCGGUCUUCGUCGGAUGGGCUUGUGAUCACAGGGGUUCACAGAUGUUCACCCCCCCCACCCCCCGCUCCCACAUGACCCCCCAGGGAAAUAACGGAACGAGAAAACUAAUCCGCGGCCCUGCCUAGUUUUUUGUUUUAGUUUUUUAUUUGUAUUAAUUAUGGAGUUUUCCUUUUCUGUGUGUGUGUGUCUUUGAGAGUGCAUGUGUUUGUGUCUGAGAGCGAGUGUGUUUGUGUUUGCGUUUGUUUCAGAGAGUGUGUGUGUGUGUGUGUGUGUGUGUGUGUGUGUGUGUGUGUGUGUGUGUGUGUGUGUGUGUGUGUGUGUGUGUGUGUGUGUGUGUGUGUGUGUGUGUGUGUGUGUGUGAGUGAGAGGGCAGGCGAGUGCGUACCCAGACGUGCGGGCGAUGAGAGCCCUUAUAUUCCUGCGGGUCUUGCUGUGCGUGUCUGGGUGCAGCGCUGUACCGGCAGCAUGGUGGCGCUACCGAGCUGAGGUUUACUGAGGCCUGAGGGACACAUUUACCUGAAGAGAAAUGUCCGGACGGAAGCCUUUUUUUCCUGUAUAAAUAAACCUUUGUAUUAUUAAAUGAGCGCCAGAGUGCGUUGUGACUGGA
Gadus macrocephalus (Pacific cod) is the source of this 3549-nucleotide messenger RNA. Its product is annotated as protein ILRUN-like. The record is from RefSeq and is a predicted model, not a curated record. Gene Ontology annotation, cellular component: phagophore assembly site. Gene Ontology annotation, biological process: macroautophagy. The coding region runs from base 171 to 1058 and encodes 295 amino acids. The transcript has 5 exons. Gene Ontology annotation, molecular function: ubiquitin binding. Lineage: Eukaryota; Metazoa; Chordata; Actinopteri; Gadiformes; Gadidae.